Messenger RNA from Teleopsis dalmanni, 1198 nucleotides. RefSeq lists its product as uncharacterized. The coding region runs from base 92 to 1135 and encodes 347 amino acids. The record is from RefSeq and is a predicted model, not a curated record. NCBI's taxonomy places the organism in Eukaryota, Metazoa, Arthropoda, Insecta, Diptera, Diopsidae. The transcript is spliced from 2 exons.
GACUACACUUAAGGGAAAAACCAUUCUACCAUGAACUCUGUUUUCACUACGAAGAAUAAUAUGAAAUAACUUUACAAACUCCAUCUAGCGGAUGUACUAUAUCAAACUUUUAAUGUUAUAUAUGCAAGACGAUCAAAGAACCAGUUCGAACGUAAAUCUUAUAGAAGUACAACAUGUGGGCGUGACGGCCAGAUUAAAAUCUCCAAUAAAGAAUUUGUUGCAAAACUCAACCUCAUCCAUUGAAAGUGAACAUGGACAUAGACAAGUACUAUUUAACAACAACGAAAAACGUCGCUAUGAUAAUCUUGUACCGGAUUCCACAGUUGAUACCGGUGAAACAACUGAAGCAUCAAAAGUUUUAUAUGAAAUGCACGCAGUACCGAAUAUACACCCUAAAUAUACAAAUAAAGGAACCCCAUCUAAAAUUGAAUUCCAACUCUAUAAUAAAAAUCGUGCGUCACGCAGUCACAGGCAUCGAAAACGCUCCCGACGAACAAGUUUGUUAGGUAGAAGUCGAAUACAUAAACGUACUCGCAAUGUUGUACAAACCUCUAUUUGCAGUCGUUUACGACAAUCCUUCGAAAAUCUGUGCAAGUUAAGGACAGAAGAAAAGCAUGUUAGUAUCAUUGAUGAUCUACCUGAGCCAACAACAAGAAGCAAUGCGGAAGUCCACAUAGGCAUUUAUCCAUUUGAACAUGGGUCUGCUGAUUACCUGCGCACCAAUGACGCCUAUCCAUUAUUGGUGUCCUAUAAUAUAGCUGAACGUGCAACCGACUGUGCAACGCGAUUUUGGGCGGAAUUUUUCGGUAGCCUAUAUAUAGGUGUGGCAUUUAUUGUGACUUUCAUUUUGCAGACUUAUCGAUUUCUAUUGUAUUCCUUUGUGAAUACUUUGCUGGUUGGACUUCUGCAUAUGACGGCAGAUUACUUCCUGAAACCGCUCUUAACGGUAUGCUUCAAUGGAUUCAUACAACCUCUGUUGACUCUUUUGCAGAAUAUAUUUACUUCUAUUCGAAACGCACUGGAACCCAUAUCUGACACAUUCAAUAAUUGUAUGAAACCAGUUGCAACCGUUUUCAGCAGUUUCCGUAUCGUUGAAAUUAACCACCGUGAACGACAGUUCGAAAAGGAAGUCUGAUUUUAAUAUCAACUAUUCAUCUUUCUAUUGAUUGUUUGGAAUUUAUUUAUUUUAAUUGUUUGA